GCAGGGGGCAGCAGUGAGCUCCACGUCCAGACUCUAACCGACGAAGAAGAACCUGAACCAGGAAGUCGCUCAGGGACGCAGCUGAAGGUCUCCAACAUGUCGGGCAGACGAGCUCUGAAAGCCGUGCUCAUUGACCUGAGUGGAACUCUGCACAUCGAGGACACAGCGGUACCUGGGGCACAGGAAGCACUGACCAGGUUGCGGCAGGCGUCUGUCGCUGUGAAGUUUGUGACCAACACCACUAAGGAGAGUAAGAGGAACUUACUGGAACGAUUGCAACGCCUCAAAUUCAACCUUCAGGAAAAGGAAAUCUUCACGUCUCUGAGUGCAGCGAGGAGUCUGCUGGAGCGGGAACAGCACCGACCGCUGCUGCUGGUGGAGGACAGCGCACUGGAGGACUUCACAGGCAUUGACACGUCAGAACCAAAUGCUGUUGUCAUUGGCCUCGCUCCUGAUCACUUCAACUACCAAACACUCAACGAGGCUUUCAGAAUGAUUCUGGAUGGAGCUCCUCUCAUCGCCAUCCACAAGGCUCGGUACUACAAACAGAAGGAUGGUUUGUCCCUCGGCCCCGGGCCCUUUGUGACGGGACUGGAGUACGCCACAGACUGCAAGGCUACUGUGGUGGGAAAGCCAGAAAAAACUUUUUUCACACAGGCUCUGCUUGAUUUGGGAUGUGGCCCCGGUGAAGCUGUCAUGAUAGGAGAUGAUGCAAGGGAUGAUGUGGGCGGGGCUCAGAACGCAGGCAUGCUGGGUAUUCUAGUCAGAACUGGUAAAUACAGAGACGGGGAUGAGAGUAAAAUCCACCCUCCUCCCCACCUGACGUGCGACAGCUUCCCAGACGCUGUUGAACACAUCCUGAAGAACCUGCUCUGAACUUUAUCUGCGAUGAUUCUAGGACGCUGUUGGUUUUUAACACUGGAGACAAAGGAGCUGCCAUCGUCCUGAACGACUGAAAGUAUUCUCCUCCUCCCCAUGAUUAAGUGAUAGAUAACAUUUACUUCUUCUAAAGUAA
Messenger RNA from Paralichthys olivaceus (Japanese flounder), 1015 nucleotides. It is a transcript of the gene hdhd2, whose product is annotated as haloacid dehalogenase-like hydrolase domain containing 2. Gene Ontology annotation, molecular function: phosphatase activity. Gene Ontology annotation, biological process: dephosphorylation. Lineage: Eukaryota; Metazoa; Chordata; Actinopteri; Pleuronectiformes; Paralichthyidae. The record is from RefSeq and is a predicted model, not a curated record.